This is a messenger RNA of Ixodes scapularis (black-legged tick), 1862 nucleotides long. RefSeq lists its product as uncharacterized. The record is from RefSeq and is a predicted model, not a curated record. Bases 59 to 1462 code for a protein of 467 amino acids. The transcript has a single exon. NCBI's taxonomy places the organism in Eukaryota, Metazoa, Arthropoda, Arachnida, Ixodida, Ixodidae.
CGUAGGCUUGCAUGUGGUCGCUGUCAUCACAGACAACAACUCCAUAAACAGAAAAACAAUGUCCCUUUUUAAAACACCACCGGAACUUUGCAGCGUCUAUCCACAUCCCUCAGACCCGGAGUGUCCUCUUUUCUUUGUUGUCGACCCUGUUCACAUACUAAAGUGCGUGAGGAACAAUUGGAUUAAUCAGAAAAACAUCGGAACCUGCAUGUUCUUCCCUCCCAUCAAGGGUCCUUUCACCAAACCAUGGGCAGCGUCGUUCAAGACGCUUCGGGAGCUUCACUCAAAGGAACAGGACCAGCUCAUCAAGUCCGCUCCAACCCUAUCGAUGAAAGCGCUGCAUCCAUCCAACAUGGAGCGACAAAAUGUCAAGCUGGCUCUGAAGGUUUUCAGUCCAUCUACAAUCGCAGCCUUAGAGACCUGUGGGCUUCGACUUGGCUUGGAAUAUGCCGCUGGAACAGCAGAGUUCUUGAAGAUUGUCGAAAGGUGGUGGAGCAUCGUAAAUGUUAAGACGUGCAACAAGGGCCGACGACUUCGAGAUGACUUCCAGUCUCCAGUCACGUCUUUGUCAGGCCCACAAAUCGAGUACCUCACCAAUGUGAUAGAAUGGCUAGAUCUGUGGCAAUCCCUGAAGUUUGACACAGGCAGGCUCACACCGGACACUCACAGUGCCCUCCGACUCACGACGUCCACCUUGGUGAAGCUGACAAGCUACUGCCUUCAAGAGAUGGGAUUUGACUACGUACUACUCGGAAAAUUCCAGACCGACUGUUUGGAAGACAGGUUUGGAAAGUACCGACAGCUUGCUGGUGCCCAAUAUCAUGUUUCUAUAAGACAGAUAUUUGAAUCUGAACGGAAGCUUCGCCUUCAGAAAGUCCUCCAGCUCCCAGAUAUGGAGGUGGCAGCAUCUGCAGUCGAGAUGGAUGGGUCUGUACUGGAUAACUUCAGGAUUGAAGUGACGGACAUGGACAUUACUAACAAGGCUCCAAACCUCGCAGCGAUCACCUACGUGGCAGGCUACUGUGCUCACGCUGCACUCAAGAAGCUCUCCUGCACUGCCUGCAGAGCAAACUUAGUGCUGGAACGUGACAUCCAAGUUGAGAACUCGGACAUCAUCAGAAGCAUGAACCGAGGUGGACUCAAGUUCCCCCAGCCAGCUGUCGUCAUUGCUGUGGUCACAACAGAAAUAGUGCUUGACAAGCUGAGGAGCGAGAAGUAUGCCACACAAUUCCACGGGUUGCCAAACCAGAAAGCGGCACUGCUGACACUCACGCAUAAUAUAUUGGAUGACUCCAAUGAUCUCGAUGUGUGUGAUAGUGGUCAUUCGCCACAGCUGGUGAUGCGUCACAUUUUGAGCGCAGCAACGAACAUUGUACUGAACAACUAUUGCAAGACAAAGAAUGACCAGCUGGUUCUCAAGAAAUUAACCCAAAAGCGAAAGAUGAAGACUCUGAAGCACUGACGCUAUUUUGACUGACCUUACUUGUGAUGACUUCAUGUGACUGAUUUUCAUUCAGUCCACACAUUCCAUUUUUAGUGUAAAUAAACAUUCAAUCAUUGAACUUCUGUGCUGCACAAAUUAUGAUCCAGGGUUAUAAUAUCAUAAGUCUACUUGAUUUUAUUGAAUUAAGAGCCAGAUUAUUGUAGAAAGUCGUGAAAAAUAGUAUGAAAUACUGAAGCUAUAGGAAAAUGGUAAACCUCAUUAUUUUCCUAACCCCAUGUUUAGCAAACUAAAAUAUCGGGAGGCACACGGGAAGAUUUCUUAAGUCGGAAUUUAUUGAGUGUACAAACGUCCACUUAUUUUAUGAACUCUACAUAUAUCCAUUAGACCUAAUUCGCGAAAUAUUUGGCCCGCCAAAAUU